UGGGCGUCAAUAUAAAGUGUUCUGCCCCACUCGUUACGUAGGUUAUAACACCUGUUGGAACCCAAAUGAAGAGCAAGUAGAUUUGUGAUGAGGAAUACACGUAUGUUCCAGUCAAAAGACAUCUCUUUUACGACAAAUAACAUAUUGUGGAAACCGUCAACAAAUACAAAAUGGUUAUCAAAGGAUGAAGUAAAUUUUGAGAGCGAAUUCUAUCACAGUCAGUUUAAACCAUUAUUUCAUCUGCUACGUCUACUGGGAGUGUUUCCAGUUGAAAUACCAAAGACAGGUACACCGAGAUUCUGCAUUUUGUCACCCGCCGUGGCCUACUCUGUGUGUCUUUACCUUCUGCUGAUGGUGUCAUUUUACUGCAACCUCCAGGAACGAAUGAUGGCUCUCCACGACAGCAGAAAUUUUGACUACAAAAUAUACAAUGUGUUACACGUGUCUAUAUCUGGAUCCUGCUUGGUAGUCCCCUUGAUUAUGGCAUUAGACUUGAAGAAGCUUGUUCUUUACACAGGCGAAUGGAUGCAAUAUCAGAUACUGUUCCGAAAAGUCACUGGGCAGCUGUUGGUACUGUCCGUUCGAAGGCGAUGUAUUUGCUACGCAGUUCUCAGCUGCUUGGGAGGAACUGCAACUAUCUUCUUUUACUUCUACGAACCAAGAGUUCCUUUAUUAGCCCUACCUAGUUAUAUGUUUUCAGGCAUAUUGGCGGAAAUUAUGGUUAGUUACUGGAUGAUCACUUUCCACAGCCUUGCGUUAGCGGGCAGCAAAUACGCGACAUGUUUCAAGAGUAAAUUAAAACAAGGAACCGUGUCUGCAGAGAUGAUAGGGGAGUACAGAAUUCUCUGGAUGCGUUUGAGUGAACUGGUGUCAGGAGCAGGUAAGAUCAUUUUUGUAUCACUCCGCCUUGUGACUUAA
This is a messenger RNA of Zootermopsis nevadensis, 918 nucleotides long. Lineage: Eukaryota; Metazoa; Arthropoda; Insecta; Blattodea; Termopsidae. The record is from RefSeq and is a predicted model, not a curated record.